Messenger RNA from Myxocyprinus asiaticus (Chinese sucker), 2148 nucleotides. RefSeq names its product coenzyme Q6 monooxygenase (gene coq6). Gene Ontology annotation, cellular component: mitochondrion. Gene Ontology annotation, biological process: ubiquinone biosynthetic process. The transcript has 12 exons. The record is from RefSeq and is a predicted model, not a curated record. Bases 226 to 1680 code for a protein of 484 amino acids. Gene Ontology annotation, molecular function: 2-octaprenyl-6-methoxyphenol hydroxylase activity; oxidoreductase activity, acting on paired donors, with incorporation or reduction of molecular oxygen, NAD(P)H as one donor, and incorporation of one atom of oxygen; FAD binding. NCBI's taxonomy places the organism in Eukaryota, Metazoa, Chordata, Actinopteri, Cypriniformes, Catostomidae.
AAUAUUUGGCAUACAUGUUUCGUUUUGUAGAGUGGAGACGAAGGAUAUUUUUUUAUUUUUUUUAUAAAUGUUUUUGAAUCCCUUUCUAUAUUUGAACGACUUUUAAACCCGGAAGGACAAUACGCAAUCUGAACUGUUACGUAUUCCGUGUCAACAACAUGGUUGGGUGACAGUGAAUACCGUUAGUCAAUAACAGGACAAAUCUAACGGGGACUAAUCGCUAAAAUGUUCACUUUCACGAAAGUUAAACUAGCUGUAUUCGGGAUAGGACGGCAGUGCGUUGCAGGACGGGCUCUCAAUGGAGCGCGAGCUGCGUGCAGAGGAUUCGCGUCCUCCUCGCCCGACGAUGAAUCCAGUACAUGUGAGAAUGAGCUCUAUGACAUUGUAAUAUCCGGCGGGGGAAUGGUGGGCACCGCGAUGGCAUGUUCGCUGGGACUUGAUCCAAAUUUGGCAGGAAAGAAGAUUCUUUUGCUGGAAACUGGCCGCAAAAAAGAGAUGGACAGGGUACCAGAGACAUACAGUACAAGGGUCAGCUCCAUCAGCCCAGGCUCAGCAACACUUCUUAGUGGUCUUGGUGCAUGGGACCAUGUUGUCAAUAUGAGGUGCAAGCCGUAUAAUAAAAUGCAGGUUUGGGAUGCUUGUUCAGAUGCCCUGAUUACAUUUGAUAAGGAGAAUCUGCAGGAUGAGAUGGCUUACAUCGUUGAGAACGAUGUCAUUUUGGCCUCCCUUACUAAACAGCUGCAGACCCUCUCUGACCAUGUUGAAGUGCAGUACCGAACAAAAGUGGUGAAAUAUACCUGGCCCAGGCCAUACCAUGUUGCUGAGUCCAUCCCUUGGGUUCAGGUGACACUAGCUAAUGGAAAGACUCUCCACACCAAACUUUUAAUUGGAGCUGAUGGGCCGAACUCAAUGGUGCGGAGAGAGUCCGGCAUCCCCACUGUUCAAUGGAAUUACGACCAAUCAGCUGUUGUCGCCGUUUUGCAUUUAUCUGAGCCCACAGAAAAUAACGUGGCCUGGCAGAGGUUCCUCCCAACUGGACCCAUUGCAAUGCUUCCUUUGUCGGACACUGAGAGCUCACUGGUCUGGUCAACCAGUCAACAGCAUGCUGAAGAACUUCUACUGCUGGAUGAGGAGAGCUUUGUGGAUGCCAUUAACUCUGCGUUUUGGAGUAAUGAGAACCAUUCUGAGCUGGUGGAGACUGCCGGCUCUUUGUUCCGGACUGCCCUGUCUGUCCUCAUGCCCGACAGCGGCUCUGCACGUCAGCUUCCACCUAGUGUGUCAGGAAUUGGCCCAAAGAGCCGGGUCAUGUUUCCGCUGGGUAUGGGUCAUGCCACAGAGUACAUCCGCCACAGAGUGGCCCUUAUUGGAGAUGCUGCACACAGAGUCCAUCCGUUAGCAGGCCAAGGUGCCAACCUAGGCUUUGGCGAUGUGGCCUGUCUCACGCAAGUUCUUAGCCAAGCAGCAUUUAAUGGGAAAGACCUUGGAGCCAUGCAGCACCUGUUGGAGUAUGAGACUGAGCGCCAACGACACAAUCUUCCCAUGAUGGCAGCCAUUGACCUCAUGAAGAGGCUCUACUCAACUAAUGCUGCACCUAUGGUUCUGCUUCGAACCCUUGGCCUUCAAGCUACAAAUGCACUGCCACCUCUUAAAGAGCAGAUAAUGGCCUAUGCUAGCAAAUGAAGACUAGCUGCACACUGGAUGUUUGCAGGAUCUCUAAAGACAUGUCAAAACUUUGGUCAUGCAAUGUAAAAGUGUAAAUUAAUAAAUAUUUUAUCCCUUAGUCUACACUGGCUGUCUUUUCUAUGCCUUUGCUUUUAAAUACCCAUAUAAAAAGUUAUACAAGAUAUAAUACAAUUUGAUUUGUAUGUUCUGUCAUAUAUUUCAUUUAUUGUAGGCUUCAUCCUAUGAAAGCUGCCCAUUUCAAGGCAUGUAACCUGUAAAAGAUAAAUACAGACCUGUAUGAUUUGUAUGUAACUAUUAUAAGAAAAAUGUAUGCAUUGUAAUGUGAAUGAAAAUAUAUUUUCCUGUAUGUUUAUAGGAAACUUCUACCUAUACAGUACUUGCCUUUGCAUAAUGUUUGGCCAAAUAUAUAAACCUACUACUAUGAAUUGUGUAUUUAUCACCAAAUACAUUUCAGGUAGAACAUUG